AUGAAGUAUUGUUUUUGUAAGUGCUUUGAGGAAUCAAAGGAUUUUGUGAAAACAGGCCUUAUUGAUUGGAUCUUUAACAGAGAUGUAGAUGAGAAAACUAGCAGUAUGUGCCAUCUUCUCUGCCUCAAACUUACAAACAAUGGGAACAUAAAAAGAAACGGGAGAUGGGGAUUUCAGCCGGUUCUGGGAAUGACAGAAUUCUUUUCUGCACUUUUCUCAUUCAUAAACCUCAUAACAAACAUACUCUGCUUCCACAAGAUGUUGAAGAAACACCUAAGAGUUACAAGACUGGGAAAGCUUUACUAUAUUCAAUACUACAUAUGUAACCUGGCAUUCAUUGCUAGCACACUCUUCCAUAUUCAUGAAAACUCCUUCACAAGAAAUUGCGACUACUUCCUUGCAUUCUUGACUAUUCUCUUUGGAUUUUACAUGGCAUUUGUCAGGGUUAUCCUGAUAGGAAGCCCAUCCUUGGAAAGGGCCAUAAGAAGGCCAUUGCAAUGUAUCUUUAUUCUGUUCUAUGCAUAUCAUAUCCAUAGAAUGUCAAAUAUAGAAUUUGAUUACGUGUAUAACAAAGUAUCCUGUGCCAUAAUUAUCACACUCACUCUCUUGUCACAUCUUGUGACAUUCCUUAAGUAUAGAAAGAUGGGUCACAGUAAAAACAUCUUGCUGUUCACAUUCUUUUUCUUCCUUGCUGGAGCAAUAGAAAUUCAGGAUGUGCCUCCAUAUGCCUAUCUCAUUGACUCUCAUGCAAUAUGGCACUUGAUAUCAUGUAUCUCAACACCUUUCUAUCUUUUAUUCUGGAGUGGGGAUGUUUAUAUGCAUUGA
Molecule: messenger RNA, 825 nt
Organism: Encephalitozoon romaleae SJ-2008
Lineage: Eukaryota; Fungi; Microsporidia; Unikaryonidae
Product: putative membrane protein
Exons: 1
Coding region: 1-825 (274 amino acids)
Biological process (GO): GPI anchor biosynthetic process
Cellular component (GO): endoplasmic reticulum membrane
Molecular function (GO): hydrolase activity, acting on ester bonds
Source: RefSeq, a predicted model, not a curated record